Messenger RNA from Thecamonas trahens ATCC 50062, 2622 nucleotides. RefSeq names its product acyl-CoA synthetase. Gene Ontology annotation, molecular function: long-chain fatty acid-CoA ligase activity. The record is from RefSeq and is a predicted model, not a curated record. NCBI's taxonomy places the organism in Eukaryota, Apusomonadida, Apusomonadidae. The transcript has a single exon. The coding region runs from base 1 to 2622 and encodes 873 amino acids. Gene Ontology annotation, cellular component: membrane.
AUGAUCGUGUGCGACGAUGCCAGUGCCGACCGCCUGGCGCUCCUCCUUCCCGCGCUGCCGACGGUGUCGAUGGAGGCACUGGCAGAGCGUUGCGAAGCGCAAGUUGCGGACCCGGUCUCUGUUUGCCCCCACGAGUUGACCACGCUCUUUUUCUCCUCGGGUACGUCCGGCAACCCAAAGGCAGUCAUCUGCACCGAUGCCAUGUUUGUCUCGGACGCCGUCUUUCCGCUCUCGCCACUCCUUCAGCCGCUGGUCCACCUCUCGUGGCGGCCCCUGGCCCAUGCCAACGAUCGCACCAUGUGCGCGCGCAUCCUGACGUCAGGCGGUCGGGUCGGCGUGUGGCGCGGUGACCCUGCGCUGCUGUUUGACGACUUUUACACCCUGGCCCCGAUUCGGACCGCGCUCCCGCCGGCAGUCCUCUCUCGUCUCUACAACGAGUACACGGCCGCGCUCGCCGACACCGACGCCGAUCUUGACAUUGUUCGCAAGACCUUCAGUGCCGCUUUUGGCCAGCGCAUCAAACUGAUCACCGUCGGAGGCGCCCCGGUCCCACGCCACGUCUUAGCCUGGGCCAAGGAUCUGUUCACCUCUGCCGACGUUGUGGAGACGUACGGCAUUACCGAAGCUGGCGGCGUGGCUGCCGACGGCCGCAUUGUUCCGGGCGUUCAAGUCAAGCUCGUUGACGUGCCCGAGAUGGGGUACGCAACCACCGACAAGCCGCACCCACGUGGUGAGAUCCUGGUCAAGUCGGCACAGCUUGCACCGGGCUACUUUUGCGACGAUGCUGGCACUGCAGCUGCCUUUCUCGACGACGGCUGGUACGUCACCGGUGACAUUGGUGUCAUGCCGGCGCCUGACGAGCUGCAUGUCAUCGACCGCCGAUCUGCGUGCUUCAAGCUGGCAAACGCAACCUGGGUCACUCCCGGUCGAGUCGAGAACGCGCUCCUUGUCGCGCUACCGCAGCUGAGAGCGGUGGUGGUCAUGCAGGGCGUCGGUGAACUGGCCCGAUUCCCCGCAUGCGUCGCCGUUGUCGACUCUUCUGACGUCGGCUCGGUUGCCGACGCCAUCGCCACUGCCACCGCCUCGGCUCACGCCGGCCUCCCACACAUCCCUUCCCAUGCGGUGGCGGUGGCGACCGUGCCUUUUUCUGUUGCCGAUGGCACGAUGAACGCGUCCGGAAAGGUCGUCCGCGCCCGGGUCCGAGCAAAGUAUCUCGAGGCGCUUCGCUCGCAAGCUGCGCAGUUGUUGGAAGACACCGUGGCCACCUCAGUGGCCAGCGUGGUUGGUGAGCUUGGCGUCGACGAUCACUGGUUUGAUCGCGGAGGCCUCUCGUCCAUCGACGCGCUCUCGCUGGCGAGCCGGCUUCAGUCGAGCCUCGGAGUCGAGCUCGACGUCGCCGACCUGUACCGGGCACCAACGGUGCGGGCGCUGACUGCUCUCGUCGGCGGCUCCGCCCUCGCACAGCCUGCCAAGCCGACAGUUGCCAACUGGGCUGCCGCCAAGGCACAGGCCGAGGCGUGGAUGGCCGAGCGGUGGCAGGACGUGCCGCCAUCGGACGGCUGCGGGGCGGCAGGACGGGUCAUCGUUUCGGGUGCGACUGGCUUUGUGGGCUCGUUCCUCGUCGCAGCUCUCCUUAAUGCCGGAGACGUGUCCGAGCUUGUUGCGCUUGUUCGUCGUCGAGGUGGCGGGCACGCUGCGGCGGCUGCCCGACUGCACAAAGUGCUGUGCGGCAUCGGGGUUGAACACGAGACCCUCAAGUCGCGGCUCACGGUGGUGGGCAUUACUUCGAUCGGCGACGUGCGCUUUGGUCUCAGUGCGCCCGAGUAUGCGGCGGUGGUGGGAGGCGACGGCGCUGUGCGUGUUGUACACGCUGCCGCCGUUGUCUCGUCGGCUCCGUAUGAGGCACUGGCAAGCGUCAACGUAUGCGGCGUGGUUGAGAUGGCGCGACUGGCCGGGCUUGUGCGCGCGGCGCGAAUGGAUGUUGUCGGCUCGUUGAGCGGCAAAGGAGUGACGAUGGAGUGCGGCGACAUCGCCGCCGCCGCCGCUGCCGCUGACGCUGACUUUUCCGCCCGCGGUGGCUACGGGACGACCAAGGCGCUGGCCUCUCUUGUGGCAGAGCGCGCCGCGAGUCUCUGCCCCGCAGUCGUCGUCCACGUGUGUGGCCUGCUGGGGCCGAGCCGUGCCGGGUUCGGCAACUGGAACGACAGGGUCACCGUCUUGGUCCGCGCCAUAGCAAAGACUGGCGAGGCACCGCCGCGGCGGAGCUACUCGUUCCAGCUCUUUCCAGUCGACGAGGCGGUCGUGGUCAUGCUGGGCGCUGAUGCGAGCAGUGAAGUGGUGGGCGAAGCGGUGCUCGCGCUCGAUGAUGUGCUCGACGCGCUGCCGGUCCGCCUCCGGCACGCCGGGUCUCUCGCCGAGUGGGUGGAAGCCGUGCUAGUUGCCCUGCAGAAGCAAGGCGAUGAGAGACUGCAUGCCGCGUUUAGCACGCUCUACCGCAACGGCGGCGGCGGUUGUGCCGAUGUGGCGGAGGUGAGCACCGGUGUGGAUGCUGCGGCUUAUGCGGCUUGGGUGGCGGAGCGUGUGGCGGAGACGUCGUGUGGCGGAGCAGCCGCGUCGUCUUAA